Messenger RNA from Saprolegnia parasitica CBS 223.65, 1372 nucleotides. RefSeq lists its product as hypothetical. Gene Ontology annotation, molecular function: protein binding. The transcript is spliced from 7 exons. The record is from RefSeq and is a predicted model, not a curated record. NCBI's taxonomy places the organism in Eukaryota, Oomycota, Saprolegniomycetes, Saprolegniales, Saprolegniaceae. The coding region runs from base 17 to 1315 and encodes 432 amino acids.
UUGCCUCGCCCGCCCCAUGCUGCAGCUCUCGUCGACCUUGGCCCGCGUCGCGCGCCGCGUGUCGCCCUCGCGCGCCGUCCGCGCCGCCUUCUCCACGAGCCCAGACCUCUGGGAGACCAUCCAGCGCCGCGACGGCCGCACCAUGUAUUUCAACAAGGUGACAAAGGAAGGCACGUUCAAGAACCCGUUCGAGGCGGCGCCGGUGACGACGCCCGCGACGGCGGCCUCGCCUGAAGCGCCGGCCGCGGCGACCGAGGCGACCGACCUCCAGGAAGCCGACAACUGGGAACCGAUCGACUUUGCCAAGGCGGCGCGCAUCGAAGGCUCCGAGUCGCAAAUCGUUCACAUUGACAUUGGUCCCAAGCAGAAGCUGCGCACCGAGAGCGGCGCGAUGAUCUACAUGACGGACGGCGUCGAGAUGGAUACGACGACGGCCGGCGGCUUUCGCCAAGGUCUGACGCGCAUGGUCACGGGUCAAAACUUUUUCGUGACCGAGUACACGUACAAGGGCUCGUCCAAGGGCACGGUCGCAAUGGGCACCUCGGUUCCCUCCAAGAUUUUGCACAUGCGUCUCGACGAUUUUGGCGGGUCACUCAUUUGCCAGAAAGGCGCGUUUCUGUGUGGCAGCCACACGAUUGGCAUUGAAAUGGAGUUUACCAAGAACUUUGGCGCGGGCUUUUUUGGCGGCGAAGGCUUUAUUCUCCAGCGCCUCAACGGACCUGGCGACGCGUUCAUUUCGGCCAACGGCGCGCUCAUUGAACGCACGCUCGCGCCGGGCGAGGUCCUUCGCAUCUCGAGCGGCUGCCUCGUCGCGUUUGAACCGAGUGUGCACUUUGACAUUAGCCGUGUCGGCGGCGUCAAGAACGUUCUCUUCAGCGGCACCGGCCUCUUUGUGACGACGCUCACAGGUCCCGGCCGCGUCUACUUGCAAGGGCUUCCGUUCGACCGCAUGGUCGGUGAAAUCGCGUCGCGCAUUCCUGGCGGCGGCGGUGGUCCGAUCAUCAUGCCGAUGGGUCUCGGCGGCGGCAGUGGCGCGGCCGAUGCGGCCGGUGGCGCCGUGGCUGGCGACGUGGCCGGUGGCGCGAUCGCUGGUGACGGCCUUGACGCGCCGAUUGCGUCGUCGCCGUCGGAUGCAUCCAUGUUUGGCAUGUCGGACGCGCCCCCAGCGGACGCUGGAUUCCAAGAGGCGAGCGGUUUUGAUGCGCCGCCCGAGAUGGACGCGGACCCGAACGAGUUUGUUGCAGAAGAGUUUGACACGGACGCCGCGAGCGACACGGUCGAAGCCGUCACCGAUUUUUUCAAGCGCUUCUUUUGAGCGACAACGAGCUAAUGACAUCAGCGAUAGCAAUCAACAAUGAGCAGUAUGCAAUGC